GCUUAGGAUUCUUCAGACUUCAGAUAGGAAUGAACCUCUCCACUCAAGAUUCAAGAAGAUGAUUUUACUCUAGUAGAGAUAAGGAUAGCUAUAGGAGAAGAUGGGAUUCAGUCAUGGACUUGUUGCACUCUUUCUCUUUCUCUGUGUCUUGGUUUGGAGCUGCUCUGAGACUGUCCACUGCAAAAACCAAACCCUCCCUCAAAGUGAAGUGGUUGCACUGAAGAAGAUAGGGGCGAAGUUGGGGAAGCAUUGGGACUUCACAGUAAACCCAUGCACUGGGGCCUCCGGUUGGGUGGACCCCAUCUCCAACUGGCCAGUGGCAGCCAAUGUCACGUGCGGCGCAUGCAAGGGCAAUUAUUGCCACGUUACCAGCAUCAUCCUUACAGGACAGAAUCUCACUGGUUCCCUGCCUGAUGAGUUCUCUAAUCUCACCUUCUUGCAAGCCAUAGAUCUCCGUAUGAAUUAUCUGAAUGGUACUAUUCCUACAGCAUGGGCUUCAACCCCUCUUAUUGACAUUGAGCUUAUGGGAAAUUGCAUUACUGGACGAAUUCCAGAUGAGCUGGGUAGAAUCACCACCCUGCAAUACUUAUCAUUGGGAAGCAACCUAAUUGAAGGCCCGCUUCCAGAGACUCUCGGCAAUCUCACAAACUUGUUGGGACUCGAAAUUACAGCAAAUGCCAUCACUGGGAGGCUACCAGAGUCAUUGGGGAAUCUAAAAAACAUUACUUUCAUCUAUAUCACCGGCAAUCCCAUCACUGGCAAAAUUCCUGGUUUUAUUGGAAAGUGGACACAACUGGAUACAUUAGAGAUGCAAGGCACCUCCUUGGAAGGCCCUUUUCCUCCCAUCAUUUCUACAUUGGGAAGCAUAAAAAAUCUGGUAAUUUCUGACAUGACAGGAGGUAAUGGGAAGUUUCCACCAUUACAAAACAUGACAAAUCUGCAAAGAUUGGUUUUGAGGAACAUGUCAAUAACCGAUGAGCUACCUACCUAUAUUGGGAAUAUGAAAAUGCUCCUCAUCUUAGAUUUGAGUUUUAAUGCCUUGACUGGACAGCUACCAGGCAGCUUACAAAGCCUGUUGUAUCUUGAAUACUUGUUUCUUAACAAUAACAAGCUAACUGGAGCAAUACCAGAGUGGAUGCUGAAAACUGGAUUUCACAUUGAUAUAUCUUAUAACAGUUUUAACGCAUCCAAUGCACCCACCGAUUGCUCUACGGACAUUGUGAAUAUGGUAUCUAGUUAUUCAUCAUCAAAGGACAAUUUGAUAAACCCAUGUUUGAGGAGGAACAACCCCUGCUCUGGGAUACCAACAAAUCACAACUUGUUUAUAAACUGUGGCGGCCGCAAGAUUAUCAUUGAUGGGAAUGAGUAUCAAGAAGACAUGGAGGCUCAAGGACCAUCAUAUUACAAUUCUUAUAAUGAAAAAUGGGCUUUUAGCUCUUCCGGUUAUUUUCUGAUCAGCACCCAAGACAUGCCAUACAUUGUGAAAAAUGUGUCGCCUAUAUCAGGCGCAUCCAGUGCCAAUCCUGAAUUGUACACAACUGCUCGUCACAACCCCAUCUCACUUACAUACUAUGGUCUUUGCCUUCUGAAUGGAAAUUAUACAGUGAACCUGCACUUUGCUGAGAUAAUGUUCACUGAUGAUCAAACUUAUUCCGCUGUAGGAAGGCGCUUCUUUGAUGUGUCUAUUCAGGGAGGGAGGGUCUUGAGGGAUUUCAAUAUUGCAAAAGAAGCUAAUGAGACAGGUCGAGCAAUCAUCAAGAGCUUCAAUGCUAUGGUAAGUAGCAACACUUUGGAGAUUCACUUGCAGUGGGCUGGGAAAGGGACCACGACAAUUCCUCGUCCUGGAGUAUAUGGACCUCUAAUUUCAGCAAUUUCAGUUACACCCAACUUUAAGCUGAAUACCGUUGAAAAUCAUGAGUUACCUAAAGGGACAAUUUUGGGCAUUAUUGUGGCUGCUGGUUGUCUGGUGAUUGUCUUGGUCUCAGUCUUGGUCUACUUUUUCUUGAGAAGAAAAGAUGCUGAAAACAAUGAACUUCGCGGCCUAGAGUUACAGACUGGAAUUUUCACCUUAAAGCAGAUCAAAGUUGCAACCAAGAACUUUAAUCCUGCAAAUAAGUUAGGAGAAGGUGGUUUUGGACCGGUUUACAAGGGUGUUUUGCCAAAUGGUUCUCUGAUCGCUGUGAAGCAACUUUCUUCAAAGUCUAGGCAAGGGAAUCGUGAAUUUAUAAAUGAGAUAGGAAUAAUAUCUGCUCUACAGCAUCCCAAUCUUGUCAAGCUUUACGGCUAUUGCAUUGAGGGAAAGCAGUUAUUGUUGAUCUAUGAAUUCAUGGAAAACAACAGCCUCGCAAAUGCUCUUUUCGGUCCUGAAAGAGACCGACCAAAAUUGGAUUGGUCAGCAAGGCAGAGAAUUUGCCUGGGCAUAGCUCGAGGCUUGGCAUAUCUCCAUGAGGAAACAAGGUUGAAAAUUGUUCACAGAGACAUCAAGGCAACAAAUGUGCUGCUUGAUAAACAUCUCAAUGCGAAAAUAUCUGACUUUGGUCUGGCUAGACUUUCUGAUGAAGAUGUAACCCAUAUAAGUACGAGGAUUGCCGGCACUAUAGGAUAUAUGGCACCUGAAUAUGCAAUGCGAGGUUACUUGACGGACAAAGCUGAUGUUUAUAGCUUUGGAGUGGUCAUGUUGGAGACUGUCAGUGGGUUGAGCAACACUACCUACAGGCCAAAGGAAGACUCUGUGCAUCUUCUUGACUGGGCUUAUAUUCUACAAACGCAGGACAGGUUACUUGAACUUGUUGACAAGAGCCUUGGUAAAAACUACCCAGAGGAAGAGGCAAUGAUGCUGUUGAAUUUAGCUCUCACAUGCACCAAUUCUGCUCCAUCUCUUAGGCCUACAAUGAUGACAGUGGUGAACAUCAUUGACGGCAAGAAGGCUGUGCCGGUGUUAUCUAGAGAGGACACAUGUUCAAACAAUAACCUCGGUACUUGUUUUGAGGCCUCUGAGAUGCUCUCUGACCAUAGCCAGUGGACCAGUUCAUCAGUAUCUCAUGACCCGUGGAUGAUGUCUUCAGUGACUACACGUUGAAGACCUAGAAGGCAAGAAGACUCAUGGAUUUCAUCAACCUGCCGGUUUGUUUCUGAUUAAUAGGAUUUAAGUAUUAUAGGUUAUGAAUAUGAUACCCACAAUGCUAGAUUAAAAUAUUUGGACAUUCUUGGACGAACAGCAUAUUUCUGAAAGGAUAUCUGCAGAGUUGGACAUAGAAGUCUCACUUAUAUAUAUAUAUAUAUAUAUAUAUAUAUAUAUAUAUAUGUAUGUAUACAUAUUUAGGGAAAUGUGGACAUUGUUCAAACUAUGAGGAGAAGUUUGGAUUUCAUCGAGUCUAGAGGGGUGAGAUGACUAACCCCUGAGCGACGCACAUCAAUAUGUGACCAAGCUGUUCAACUCCUGUUGGGUUAUUUAAAAAGCAUAACUUUCUAAAACACUCUUUAAUUGGUCCAGUUUCUUUUAUGUUUUUCCUCA
This is a messenger RNA of Dioscorea cayenensis subsp. rotundata (Guinea yam), 3514 nucleotides long. Its product is annotated as probable LRR receptor-like serine/threonine-protein kinase At1g53430. The record is from RefSeq and is a predicted model, not a curated record. Gene Ontology annotation, biological process: protein phosphorylation. The coding region runs from base 101 to 3079 and encodes 992 amino acids. The transcript is spliced from 23 exons. Gene Ontology annotation, molecular function: protein kinase activity; protein binding; ATP binding. NCBI's taxonomy places the organism in Eukaryota, Viridiplantae, Streptophyta, Magnoliopsida, Dioscoreales, Dioscoreaceae.